This is a messenger RNA of Colletotrichum spaethianum, 1974 nucleotides long. RefSeq lists its product as uncharacterized. Lineage: Eukaryota; Fungi; Ascomycota; Sordariomycetes; Glomerellales; Glomerellaceae. The record is from RefSeq and is a predicted model, not a curated record. The transcript is spliced from 2 exons. Bases 1 to 1974 code for a protein of 657 amino acids.
AUGCCCUCUUUCAAAGUUCUAUUGGUAUCCACUCUCGUCUCUGGCAUACUUGCCGCUCCUCUCGUUGCUCGCUUCGAGAGUGGCGCGAGCGCUGCUGUUUUUGAUGAGAAUCCACGUACCUCUCUCGAAACUCGUGCGGAAGGCGGUGCCGAGGAACUCGUCGAUAUUUUGCCUCGUGGCAUCGAGGCCAGCAAAGACUUUGCUGACAUCAACAUCCACAAGGAAGAGGCUGAUCAGGACUUCAGCAAUGGUCUGUACAUUCGGGACACUGAGACCUCUCAAAACAAACAAAGUUUCGAUGCCCGGGAUUUGAAGGAGGUCAGCGAAGUCUACUCCGCCUACCAAUCUCGCGAGAUUGAGGCCAAUGAGGAAGUCAACGAUAUUGAGACCCGCAACUUGGAGACCAGUGAGGACUUUAUGAGCAUUCAGAGUCGUGACGAAAACCGAGACAAGUCCCGUGUCGACAAGGAGAAGAAGGAGAUCCAGGAAAUCCAGACUUCGCAGAGGGAUCAACAGAAGACUUCCAAACAGAGAGAGGACACCCAACGCGCGGCUAUUGAUGUAACUCGCCAGGAACAGAAAGAAGCCACCAACUCCCAACAAGAGGAGAGGGCCAAAGCCGAAAAGACUCGAAUGCAGAACGACCUGAAUGAGAUGAAGAAAGACGAUCAAGCAGCCAAAGCUCGCCUUCAACGUGAAAAGGAAAAGGAGAAGGAGGAGUUGGAAGAAGCAAAGCGGGCACAGAGGUCGGAAACCUACGACAAGGACUUUGCGUACAAGAAACCCGAGGUUCAAUCAAAGAACUACGACGAUGAUUAUGCGAGGCAGAGGGCCGACGUGCUGGCACAAUAUCGCAUAGCUUACUACAAUAAGAACACCUGCGGCGAUAGGAUUCAAUACUUGCAGGUGGAACGACAGCGGCAGCUCGACAUAAUCAGCCAAGCUGAAUAUGACAAGCAGCAGAGUAAGGCGCGUGUCAUCGACCUUCAGCAACAGAAGAUUUAUAGUAACGACAAGAACGCAAUCGACGACCAAAUCCGGGCAGAGGAGUGGCGGCAACAAGAUGCAGACCGCAGGAUUAUCGAAGCACAAAACACCAAACAAUAUCAAGACCAGUUAAUCAAGGCGGACGAGCAAUGUCGCGCGCAGGAGGAUGCACUGAUCAGGGGCUACCAGGACAAGAAGAAUAGGGAGGAUGAACUGAUUCGCGAGCAAGAGCGUCAGAGGGAACGCGAUCGCUUGCGUGACAAAGACGCCGAAAACAGGCGUCUCGCCAAGGAGGCCGAGGACAGACGCCUCGCACUUGAGCGCGAAAAGGAACGUGAUCGCCUGCGUGAUAAAGACGCAGAGAACAGGCGUCUCGCCAAGGAGGCCGAUGACAGACGCCUCGCGCUUGAGCGCGAAAAGGAACGUGAUCGCCUGCGUGAUAAAGACGCAGAGAACAGGCGUCUCGCCAAGGAGGCCGAGCAAAGACGACUCGAGGAACAGAGACGCAAGGAACUGGAUCGUCAGCGUGACAAAGACGCAGAGAACAGGCGUCUCGCCAAGGAGGCCGAGCAAAGACGCCUUGAGGAACAGAGACGCAAGGAUUUGGAUCGUCAAAGGGACAGAGACGCCCAAAAGAAGCAGGAGGAACAGAGACGCAAGGAAUUGGAGCGUCAAAGGGACAAACAGCGCGAUCAGGAGGAACAGAGACGCAAGGAAUUGGAGCGUCAAAGGGACAGAGACGCCCAAAAGAAGCAGGAGGAACAGAGACGCAAGGAAUUGGAUCGUCAAAGGGACAAACAGCGCGAUCAGGAGGAACAGAGACGCAAGGAAUUGGAGCGUCAAAGGGACAAGCAGCGCAAUCAGGAGGAACAGAGACGCAAGGAACAGGCACGUGAACGUGAUAAGCAGCGCAAUCAGGAGGAACAGAGACGCAAGGAACAGGAGCGUCAAAGAAAUAAUGAACGGAAGAAGAAACCUGGUAAAUGA